Messenger RNA from Orycteropus afer afer, 2886 nucleotides. Lineage: Eukaryota; Metazoa; Chordata; Mammalia; Tubulidentata; Orycteropodidae. The record is from RefSeq and is a predicted model, not a curated record.
AUGAAGAAGUUUUUCGACUCCCGGCGUGAGCAGGGCAGCUCUGGCCUGGGCUCAGGCUCCAGCGGAGGAGGGGGCAGCACUUCGGGCCUGGGCAGUGGCUACAUCGGAAGGGUCUUUGGCAUUGGGCGACAGCAAGUCACUGUGGACGAGGUGUUGGCGGAAGGUGGAUUUGCUAUUGUGUUUCUGGUGAGGACAAGCAAUGGAAUGAAGUGUGCCUUGAAACGUAUGUUCGUCAACAAUGAGCAUGAUCUCCAGGUGUGCAAGAGAGAAAUCCAGAUAAUGAGGGACCUGUCAGGGCACAAGAACAUUGUGGGUUACAUCGACUCUAGUAUCAACAACGUGAGUAGUGGCGACGUGUGGGAAGUUCUCAUUCUGAUGGACUUCUGUAGAGGAGGCCAGGUGGUAAACCUGAUGAAUCAGCGCCUGCAAACAGGUUUCACAGAGAAUGAAGUACUCCAGAUAUUUUGUGAUACCUGUGAAGCUGUUGCCCGCCUACAUCAGUGCAAAACUCCUAUUAUCCACCGUGACUUGAAGGUUGAAAAUAUCCUCUUGCAUGACCGAGGCCACUACGUCCUGUGUGACUUUGGAAGUGCCACCAACAAAUUCCAGAAUCCACAGACUGAGGGAGUCAAUGCAGUAGAAGAUGAGAUUAAGAAAUACACCACGCUGUCCUACCGAGCACCAGAAAUGGUUAACCUGUACAGUGGUAAAAUCAUCACUACAAAGGCAGACAUUUGGGCCCUUGGAUGUUUGCUGUAUAAAUUAUGCUACUUCACUUUACCGUUUGGGGAGAGUCAGGUGGCAAUUUGUGAUGGAAACUUCACAAUUCCUGAUAAUUCUCGAUAUUCUCAAGACAUGCACUGCCUAAUUAGGUAUAUGUUGGAACCAGACCCUGAUAAAAGGCCGGAUAUUUACCAGGUCUCCUACUUCUCAUUUAAACUACUCAAGAAAGAAUGCCCAAUUCCAAAUGUACAGAACUCUCCUAUUCCUGCAAAGCUUCCUGAGCCAGUGAAAGCUAGUGAGGCAGCUGCAAAAAAGACCCAGCCAAAGGCCAGAUUGACAGAUCCCAUUCCCACCACAGAAACUUCAAUUGCACCCCGCCAGAGGCCUAAAGCUGGGCAGACUCAGCCCAACCCAGGAAUCCUUCCUAUUCAGCCAGCUCUGACACCUCGUAAGAGGGCCACAGUUCAGCCCCCAUCUCAGGCCGUGGGACCCAGCAGUCAGCCUGGCCUUUUAGCCAGUGUUCCCCAACCAAAAACCCAGCCCCAACCCAGCCAAUCUCUACCACAAUCUCAGCCCAAGCAGCCACAAGCUCCGCCCACCCCUCAGCAGCCGCCUUCGACUCAGGCUCAGGGUCUGCCCACUCAGGCCCAGGCCACACCCCAGCACCAGCAGCAACUCUUCCUCAAGCAGCAGCAACAGCAGCAGCAACCACCACAACAACCAGCAGGCACAUUUUACCAGCAGCAGCAGCCGCAGCAGGCCCCAGCUCAGCAGUUUCAGGCAGUCCAUCCAGCAACCCAGCAACCAGCGAUUACUCAGUUCCCUGUGGUGGCCCAAGGAGGUUCUCAACAGCAGAUGAUACAGAACUUCUACCAGCAGCAGCAGCAACAGCAGCAACAGCAACAGCAGCAGCAGCAGCUGGCCACAGCUCUGCAUCCACAACAGCUGAUGACUCAGCAGGCUGCCCUGCAGCAAAAGACUGCUGUGACAGCAGUACAGCAACCCCCAGCACAAUCAUCAGCCCCACAGCCAGCCCCUGCUCAGGAGCCAGUGAUUCAAGCCCCAAUAAGACAACAGCCAAAGGUUCAGACAACCCCGCCUCCUGCCAUCCAGGGGCAGAAACUCGGAUCUCUCACUCCUCCAUCAUCCCCCAAGACCCAACGUGCUGGGCACAGGCGGAUUCUCAGUGAUGUAACCCACAGUGCAGUCUUUGGGGUCCCUGCCAGCAAAUCAACUCAGCUGCUCCAAGCAGCUGCAGCUGAGGCCAGUCUCAAUAAGUCCAAGUCUGCAACCACCACUCCAUCGGGCUCCCCUAGGACCUCCCAGCAGAAUGUUUAUAAUCCUUCAGAAGGUUCUACAUGGAAUCCCUUCGAUGAUGACAAUUUCUCCAAACUCACAGCUGAAGAACUGCUAAACAAGGACUUUGCCAAACUGGGGGAAGGCAAACAUCCUGAGAAGCUUGGGGGCUCAGCUGAGAAUUUGAUCCCAGGUUUUCAGCCAACUCAAGGCGAUGCUUUUGCAACUUCUUCAUUUCCUGCUGGAACUGCUGAAAAAAGGAAGGGUGGGCAGACUGUGGAUCCUAGCCUGCCACUUUUAAGUGUGUCUGAUCCUUUCAUUCCUCUUCAAGUACCUGAUGCACCAGAAAAGCUUAUUGAGGGACUCAAAUCUCCUGACACUUCUCUUCUGCUGCCUGACCUUUUGCCUAUGACCGAUCCUUUUGGUAGUACUUCUGAUGCUGUAAUUGAAAAAGCUGAUGCUGCUGUUGAGAGUCUCAUACCAGGACUGGAGCCUCCGGUGCCCCAGCGCCUCCCAUCUCAGACGGAAUCCGUUACCUCGAACCGCACAGAUUCUCUCACCGGGGAAGAUUCCCUACUUGAUUCCUCUCUGCUUUCUAACCCUACUACUGAUCUCCUGGAAGAGUUUGCCCCUAUAGUGAUCUCUGCUCCAGCCCAUAAAGCUGCAGAAGAUAGUAAUCUCAUCUCAGGUUUUGAUGUCCCUGAGGGCUCCGACAAGGUGGCGGAAGAUGAGUUUGACCCCAUUCCUGUAUUGAUAACCAAAAAUCCACAAGGUGGGCACUCUAGAAACAGCAGUGGGAGCUCUGAGUCCAGUCUUCCCAACCUAGCCAGGUCUUUACUGCUGGUGGAUCAGCUCAUAGACCUGUAG